Nothobranchius furzeri (turquoise killifish) is the source of this 3012-nucleotide messenger RNA. NCBI's taxonomy places the organism in Eukaryota, Metazoa, Chordata, Actinopteri, Cyprinodontiformes, Nothobranchiidae. The record is from RefSeq and is a predicted model, not a curated record.
UAGGAUUUCCUCGGAGGAGCUGGCCAAAGUGACUGGGGAGAGGGAAGUCUGGGCAUCCCUGCUUAGGCUACUGUCCCCACGACCCAACCCCGGAUAAGCGACUGAAAGUGGAUGGAUGAAUGGAACAAAAAUACUGGUGCCCAGUGUUACAGGGACAAAGCAAUUUUAGUUUAAAUUUUGAAUACUAUAAAUUAUAUUUCUUGCAAAAUAAUGGGAUAAUUCAUAAGUCAUAGUUCAUUAAGGACUAAUAAAAUCAUGAAAAUCAGACACGAAAGCAUAAUUUUCCCUCCAAAAACUUUUAAAUUACAGUUAAAAAAUGGUUUGAGUUAUUUUGUAACUAAGAUUAUUUUCUCUAAUUGCUAUACACUCUACACACAUCACCCUUUCAUAAUCGGAAACACGAUUGAUCAACCGCUGAUUUGCAAUUGCCGACAGUCCUGAAGGCAGCGUUAAUUCCGUCGUCUGUUUGUACUGUUCCAUCUCACAAAAAUCAGAGUUUAAUCUCUUUUUGAGUGUUAACUAACAUUUAUUUUAGUCAUAAUUUCCUUUCAUUGUUUCAUUUUUAUUAAUUGCUGUUUAACAUUAGCACUAGACAAUGAAAUAUUACUUUUACCAAUGUAAAUUCAGCGGACACCCCCACAUAAUGGUACAGCCCAUCCGCUGACAUUCAAAACAAAAAUGGCACAUGGGAAGUGUUAGUGAGAGUUGUGCUUCUCUCGAAAGUGAAAACUAACGGCUGUGACUGGUCGACAUUUUCUUACUAGAAACACAACUCUUCAGCCAGGCCUGCUCGGUGUUACUCAGGCAUGGCGUUUCAAAUAUCAGCUUCACAUAUCAGAGCGGUUUCGUGCAUGAGCAGCUCGAUGCCCUGUGUACGUAGCGACUUCCAGAGAGCUGGUGUCAAGUUCAAGCACUUUUUUACCCUGGGAGGCAGCCCCCAGUUUGGACGGACGCCAGUCGCGAGUCCUGCUCGCGGGGAGGUUGACGCUGCAAUCCGAGCCCACCGCUUCUCAACCACUACCGCGGCAGGUGCUCCCCGGAAGUUCGUCCAAGCUAACGGUUCCUCCUUACCCAGAGGAAGGAGUGGCUGGCUGGGCAAGUUUGCUCUCGGUGCUGCUCUGGGGGCGAGCACCGCUGCCCUGGUCCAGUCCUUCCACACUGGAGUCAUCACCGCCAUGUCCCAUAAAAUUAAUCUGGGCUCUGCCGAGGGAGACUGGAAGGAAACAAAGGCCUUCUUGCUGUCUCUGUCCCUGGAGGACCGACGUCCAUACUACAGGACCUCAGGCUCUGUGUCUCUGGUUGAUAUACCAGUGUGGACUCCUACUGCAGGCGGUUCUGAGCCGAGCCGCUAUCAGAGGAACCAAAAGUUAGACCAGAAGAUUUCUGUGUACAGCGGCGACAUCACCAUGCUGGAGAUAGAUGCUAUAGUCAACGCAGCCAACAAGACUCUGCUCGGAGGAGGUGGAGUGGAUGGAGCCAUCCACCGAGCCGCUGGUCCCCUGCUCAAAAAGGAGUGCGCUUCCCUCAACGGCUGCGAGACGGGAGAGGCCAAGAUCACCUGCGGCUACGGCCUCCCAGCAAAGUAUGUGAUCCACACCGUGGGGCCGAUUGCUCAGGGAGGAGUGGGAGAGCAGCAGAGGAGAGCGCUGAAGUCAUGCUACAAAAACAGCCUGGAAGCAGCCACUAGCAACGCCGCUCGUUCUGUGGCUUUCCCUUGCGUCUCCACAGGAAUCUACGGAUAUCCACCUGAACAGGCGGUUCACGAGGCACUAGCAGCCGUAAGGGAGUUUCUUGAUGCACAUCAUGACAAGCUGGACAGAGUCAUCUUCUGUGUGUUCUUGCCGAUGGAUAAGGAGCUAUAUCUGCAGAACCUCCCGCUCUACUUCCCUGCCGCCUGACCAAAUGACCGGGGCUUACCCUUCAGAGACGACUGUCAGGAGUAAACUGUAGAAGCAUGGACUCACCAGAUUUGCUGUGAAUGCACACCGCUGCAAGCAACUUCCUGAUUCUUCCUCUUCCUCCUCAGAUCAAGACCUUCUUCAGGGGGAUGUUAAAUUGUGAAUCGUAUUGCUUUAUUUGAAAUGCACACUGCCUCUCCUUCAGAUUGUGAUUAGUUUGAGAGACAUAUGUAGAAUCUGUGCAUCUUAAUCUGCCGUAGCGUUUCUCGUUGAGUUUACAAACCCGACGUGAACACUGUGUCCUGUGUGCUUCGUCUUUAGGAUUCCACUUGGUGUUUGUGAGAAACAAAAGCCCAUUAAAGCAAACCUCACAGGCCUCUUGUGUGUGAAGUGAUUAUUUCUCUGGAUGUGAUAUGAGUCAAUGAGUCGAGAGGCCGCUGAGGAGCACAUAGCAUGUUUAACAUUUGUGUCUUCGUUGGCUUUCAUUGGAGGCUGAAUAGUGGAGAGGGGAAUAAACAGAAAAGUGUUGAAAAAUUCUACCUGAUUACAGUUGAGUCUAUAUGUAUGUAAAGGGUAUUUUCCUUCUGUGUGUUUCUUCUGAUUGCAUUUUUAGGUUCUUUUUUUAACACAGGAAAUGUUUAUUUACCUUGCUGACAGUUGCAACCACUCCUGCGGUCUUCAUCAGAGCUAGCUGCUAAUGACGACAUCACUUCCUUCGCUGUUAAUCCAUAAAGGAAAGAUUAUCACUGGUUUUGGUUCCAGUGAUAACUCUUCCUUACUUCUAAGGCAUUACAGAAAAAAUCAUAGCAAGAAUGAAAAAACAACAUAACCACACCAACAAAACCAUACGCACAGUUAAAACCAGACUGGUACGCCCAAAGGACAAGGUAUCAGCAGGACAUGAAUGUGGAGUCGUUUAUGAAAUGUCAUGCAAACUUUGCAAUAAAACAUACAUAGGAGAAAUCGGACGCCAACUCAACCCACAAACAACAGAACAUAGAGGAGUGUGAGAAAAAAACAAGCCAAAGACACACAACAGCAGCGAAAAAAGAAGCAGAAAGCACAAUGAAGAAAUCAGACAUAACAGACCACUGCGCAAGGGGAAAUCAUAUAA